AUGAAACAAUUAUAAAACCCGUAUUUGUGCCUUAUUGGAAAUUAGAGAAGUCUUAAAACUACACUUUUAUAAUAUUUCACAUACUACAAAAUAGUGGAUACAUAAUUGUGUGUUUAUUUGGUCUGUUCAGAAGAAAAGUUCUUAGCUAAUACAUCUUUAUUCGGAAAAUUGAUACCUGUUUAUUAAGAAACAUUGUAACAAAUGAAUGUUAAAUUAAUUAAGAGCUAUUCUGAAUACUUAGCUGUACUGGGUUCUUUUUCGUAUUUAGAUAAUAAUUAGUACGAUAUCUUUAUAUUUGAUGACAUCUCUCAUUUUAUAGGAACUGAUUAAAAAGAAAAAAAAUUGAAUUUAGUGCUGCAUUUAAUUUCACAAAUAAAGCCAAGAUAGCAAUUAGAUGAUUUUCAGAUUAUUGUAAAUUUAUAGAGUGAUAUUAUUGGUUAAUUGAUUGACUUAAUAAAUUUAAUUCGAUAUCAUAACUUUUUGAUUUGUGAACUAAAAUUAAGUCCAAAAUUAACAAUACAAAUAGUUGAUAUCAUAAAAAUAAUGGAUAACUACUAAUUACAAUACAAAACAAUAAUUAUGUCUGAUAUUUCAAGAGCAAUUAACGAUAGAUUGUGA
Paramecium tetraurelia is the source of this 618-nucleotide messenger RNA. RefSeq lists its product as uncharacterized. The record is from RefSeq and is a predicted model, not a curated record. The transcript has 2 exons. NCBI's taxonomy places the organism in Eukaryota, Ciliophora, Oligohymenophorea, Peniculida, Parameciidae.